AGCCAAGGUUGCAUUUGGUGACUUUGCAGUCCAUUUUGACGUUUUAAUAACUUCUACUCUGCUACUGUCAUCUAAAAUUUGGCCGACUUCAUUUCUGUGCCGUAUCUCCGACUGUUGAAAUAAGCUUUUUAUGUUUCACAACAUGGAAGUGGAUAAUACUGACACGGCCUCCGGCCAGCGAGAGCAGUCCAAAGUUAUCCAGAGCAGCAACUUAUCCAAUCCGGUGGACACUGCGGACAACCCUUUGCCGAGUGGCAUUAGUGGAGCUGAAGGUGACGAGCACCUACGCAAGAUUUUCAUUGGAGGCUUGUCCACCCAGACAACAGUGGACACCUUGCGAGAUUUCUUCCAAAAAUUUGGAGAAGUUGCCGAUGCGGUGGUCAUGCGAGAUCCGGUGAGCAACAACUCGAGGCGCUUUGGAUUUGUCACCUUCGUGGAGGCCACAUCGGUUGAAAAUGUCCAGAGGGCCAUGCCACACACCGUGGAUAACAAAGCUGUGGAGACUAAGCGUGCUUUGCCACGUCAAGAGUUAUACAAGCCGGGAGGAGGUGGAGGUAUAAAUCAUAGAAGUGGUGGCCUCGGAUUUGGCGGCGCCAAAUCGAACAAGAUCUUUCUGGGCGGUCUUAAGGACUGUCACGACGAGAAAACCCUUUGCGAGUACUUUUCGCAGUUUGGAGAAAUCGCCCAUGUAAAAUUACUAAUGGACAAGGAUACAGGGCGUAAACGAGGAUUUGGAUUCCUCGAAUUCGAGGAGACACUUAGUGCUGAACGGGCCUUGGAACAGGGCAAGCAUUCGAUCAAGAUGAACACGGUGGAGGUUAAGAAGUCCCACCAGAGGCAGGAUCCCGGCAAGCGCCUGCGAUUCCCCGUAAGCGGUUCGAUGAGAACCGGUUAUUUGCCACCGCAGUCGCACAUAAUGGAGAGCUACAACUGCAAUCCGUAUAUGGCACAGGCCAUUUUGCCACCAUCGGCAUUCAUCAACGGCUGGGCUUCCUAUGUGACACGUGUGGCACCAUCGGCAAAACCCGUCCUUCACGCCACCCACCCUCAAUACCAUCAGCAGUCGACGCCGGUGCACAACUUUGCCGGAUACGGUCCGGAUGCAUGGUCGUCUUACCAGAAACCAGGAAAAUGUGCUACCCACGGGUGGACAACCACCAAUGUUGGCCAAUGGCCACCAAAAGAAGGGCACAAACAUGCCCAGACCUCGACUAGUGAUCGUCCGAGGAGCGAUUAUAUGUGCACCCAGGUGGCACCUUCGUAUCCCAAAUUGGAUCUGGGGGCCAGAGGGGAUGCAGAUGGAGGAUCCGGCGUGGGAUUGGGUCUGGGAUUGACAGCGGGAGCUUCACUUGAAACUGGGACAACCAAGAAAUGGCCAACCGAUGACUAUAAGAUCUUCAAGCCCGCUCAAAGUCCAACCCCGCUCCAAAACCCAAAAAUUGGCAACGGGGACUCUCCACCAGCAUAUGGCAUCUGAAAUGAUGAGACCCCGAUCGACUAUUUUCCUGAAUCCUCUGCUAAUUGGUGUCCCAAUAUUUUUACGAUAUGUAUGCUAUUCCUUCGAGAGGAGAAAAAAUAAACCACACUGCACAUUUUGAGACUUAAAAUCGUAAA
This is a messenger RNA of Drosophila elegans, 1614 nucleotides long. It is a transcript of the gene Rbp4, whose product is annotated as ribonucleoprotein RB97D. Bases 131 to 1477 code for a protein of 448 amino acids. Gene Ontology annotation, molecular function: RNA binding. The record is from RefSeq and is a predicted model, not a curated record. Lineage: Eukaryota; Metazoa; Arthropoda; Insecta; Diptera; Drosophilidae. The transcript is spliced from 5 exons.